Molecule: messenger RNA, 4326 nt
Organism: Odocoileus virginianus texanus
Lineage: Eukaryota; Metazoa; Chordata; Mammalia; Artiodactyla; Cervidae
Gene: PAPOLB
Product: poly(A) polymerase beta
Cellular component (GO): nucleus
Molecular function (GO): poly(A) RNA polymerase activity; RNA binding
Source: RefSeq, a predicted model, not a curated record
CCCGGCGCCAUGUUGGGGCCGAGGGGACCGCGGAGAGGCGCUUGAAGCGGCGGGAGCGGAGCGGGAGCGGGUCGGACCUGGGCUGGUAGGAGCCCCGCCCCUCCCGCCUCAGCGGAUCAUGACCCGGGCGGCGGCCACGGAGGUCGCGGUGGCGGGGGACGCGGCGUGGCGGGGCCAGCGCUAGAGAUGAUGCCGUUUCCGGUGACCACCCUGGGACCACAGCGGACCCCGCCGCCGCCCAAGCACUACGGCAUCUCUUCCCCCAUCAGUUUAGCACCCCCCAGGGAGACUGACUGCAUACUUACCCAGAAAUUAAUUGAAACUCUGAAGCCCUUCGGGGUUUUUGAAGAGGAAGAGGAACUGCAGCGCAGGAUUUUAAUUUUGGAGAAAUUAAAUAAUCUGGUAAAGGAAUGGAUACGAGAAAUCAGUGAAAGCAAGAGUCUUCCACAAGCUGUAAUUGAAAAUGUUGGAGGGAAAAUCUUUACAUUUGGUUCUUACAGGUUAGGGGUGCAUACGAAAGGUGCAGAUAUCGAUGCGUUGUGCGUGGCACCGAGACACGUUGAUCGAAGCGACUUUUUCACCUCCUUCUAUGAUAAAUUGAAACUACAUGAAGAAGUAAAGGAUUUAAGGGCUGUUGAGGAGGCAUUUGUACCGGUUAUCAAACUGUGUUUCGAUGGGAUAGAGAUUGAUAUUUUGUUUGCAAGAUUAGCACUGCAGACUAUUCCUGAAGAUUUGGACCUAAGAGAUGACAGUCUGCUUAAAAACUUAGAUAUAAGAUGCAUAAGAAGCCUUAAUGGUUGCCGGGUAACUGAUGAGAUUUUACAUCUAGUACCAAACAUUGACAACUUCAGAUUAACUCUGAGAGCCAUCAAGCUGUGGGCCAAAUGUCACAAUAUUUAUUCCAAUAUACUAGGUUUCCUCGGGGGUGUUUCCUGGGCGAUGCUAGUAGCAAGAACUUGCCAGCUUUAUCCAAAUGCCAUAGCAUCAACUCUUGUCCGUAAAUUUUUCUUGGUGUUUUCUGAGUGGGAAUGGCCAAAUCCAGUGCUACUGAAAGAGCCGGAAGAACGGAAUCUGAAUUUGCCUGUUUGGGACCCAAGAGUAAAUCCCAGUGAUAGGUACCAUCUCAUGCCCAUAAUUACACCAGCAUACCCGCAGCAGAACUCGACAUACAACGUGUCUGUUUCAACGCGGAUGGUCAUGAUUGAGGAGUUUAAGCAAGGGCUUGCUAUCACACAUGAGAUUUUGCUGAGUAAGGCAGAGUGGUCCAAACUUUUUGAAGCACCCAGCUUCUUCCAGAAGUACAAACAUUAUAUUGUGCUUCUGGCAAGUGCGCCAACAGAGAAACAACAUCUAGAGUGGGUGGGCUUGGUGGAAUCAAAAAUCCGAAUCCUGGUUGGAAGCUUGGAGAAGAAUGAAUUUAUUACACUGGCUCAUGUGAAUCCUCAGUCGUUUCCAGCACCCAAGGAGAGUCCUGACAAGGAAGAAUUUCGUACAAUGUGGGUGAUUGGGUUAGUGUUAAAAAAGCCAGAAAACUCUGAAGUUCUCAGUAUUGACCUCACCUAUGAUAUCCAGUCUUUCACAGACACUGUGUAUAGGCAAGCGAUAAAUAGUAAAAUGUUUGAGAUGGACAUGAAAAUUGCUGCAAUGCAUUUGAAAAGAAAGGAACUUCAUCAACUACUGCCUAAUCAUGUGCUUCAGAAAAAGAAAACACUUUCGACAGAAGGUGUCAGAUUGACAGCCUUGGAUGACGGCAGCCUUGACUUGUCUGUCGACGGUGAGAACAGCACGCCUGUGUCAUCACUUCCUGCCGCUUCGAAGACUGGCCGAGUGACUGGCAGCACUCAAGGCAGAAACAGUCCUGCCCCGGCUGCGGCGGCAGCAUCUGUGACCGGUGUACAGUUUCCUGAAGUUUCCUCUCAGCAAGCAAAUCCCAGUGACAGCCCUGGGGGCCUGCCCAGUGAAAGCAUCCCUCAGACCGCUUCACAGCCAGCUGUUCCUCCAGCACCGAAGCCCACGGUCACCAGAGUUGUUUCCUCGGCACGGCUGGUCAGCCAUCCACCCAGGCCUUCUGGGAGCGCAGCAGCAAGCAUAGCAAAUCCUAUCGUAGGAGUCUAGAGGACAUUGUCACGUCACCAAGAAGAAAGGACCAAGGCAGCCAAAACAGAAGAGGAAUGUUCUCAGAGAGAGACCAGUGUGACUUGAUUGAAAACCAUUCAGACAGCAGCUUCUGUUGGCCUCAUGGGGAACAUCCACUGCAGACCUUCCCAGUACCCCUGCUCUCCCUGCAGAUCCUAUUCCUGUUAUCAAGAAUUCAAUAAAACAGAUUGAACUGAGAAAAACACCUCAAGGGUCCAUAAACAGUAUCUGCCAACUCUACCUGCUGUCUUCACGUGCUAAUGGAGGAGAACGGAGGGUGCCAGACUAGAUGCGGCCCCAGAUAGGGUUAUGAGGUACACUUGGUGCCUUCUCUCAUGGGCUGACCUUGGUCAGAAGUCCAGGUUAGUAUGUGAAGCUAGAAGUGCUGUUAUUAAUGUGUGAGGUUACUUAUGUGUUAGCCACAGUUAUGCUAUUUCAAAGAACUCCUGCCCUUUAGGAGGAAAAAGUGAGGAAAGAAUUCCUCCAGCUAUAUUUGUACCCAUGACUGACAUCUGGAUGGGAUUGAUGUUGAAUGUAUUGUUGGGGGAAGUUUGCAAUACAAACUGGUAUCAGAAUUCAUUAUGCUGAUGCACUUUAUGUAUAUUUUUAUUAGAAAGUAGAACUAAUUUUAGAUUUUUCAGCUUGAUGAAUUUCAGUUUUUCCUGAAGGCUGUUCUUCACUAUUAAUCUUCAGAUGGGUUCCCAUUGUGCGGUGAGUGGUGUACUGUACUUCAGAAAAGGCAUCAGGUCCACCUGGCUCAGUCCUGUGAGGUAACCCUUUCAAACGAAAUAUCCACUCUUAGGAUGUGCACUUGGCAUUGGAACGGUAAUUAGUAGGUGUUUGGUUUUGAUGGGACAAGAUCAAGAAAGGAGACACUGGUUUUAUCUGUAGAACUGUUUCAGGGUGCGUACAAUCAGUGGUCAGACAGCAGAUACUGAAUUGAGCUAACAAAGCUCCAUAUUCUCUUAUCCUUAAUCAUCUGUCUUAAAACAAGAAAGAACUUUUUGUAUCCCCCACCCCUACUGCCUUCUCUCUGCUUGUGUGCACAAGGUGCGCUUGUAUAUUGUUUCACAGAAAACUCAGUAUGCUCGUGUUUUCUUAACCAUGAUGUGAAACCAACAGUCCUGUGGCCACCUGGCCAGUAUUUCAGUGAAGUUUUACUAAAAGUAAUUCCCGUGAAGCAUGUUAUCCAUGUUGGAUGGCCGUUCAGUCUCCACAUAAGAGAAAAUGCAUAUACUCCACAGAAUACCUGCUUAUGGUAAAGUUAAUUUCUAAUUUAAACGUGUUAGCAAAAGCAUUUUCUCUAGAAUUUUAAAUCAAAUUUUUAUUUGUAAGUGACUUAUGAAAAUUCAUUAGUGAAAUUUACAUGUAGAAACAUAAAACAUUUCUAGCAAGCACUUGACAUCUGGUCAGCUUUCUACUCUUGUUUAUCCUGCAAAAGAUUCGAGAUACCUUUCUUUAAAUUAGAAAAAAAGACCACUCAUGAUUAAGCCACAGAACAUUCAUGUUGAAAAACAGGAAUGCCGGCACUUGUAGGGGAAUGAAAACUUAGUCUUAUUCUGGACACAGCAGACCUACCAGGUUUUCCAUACAGCCUGGUUCUGACUCUUGCCAUCCCCCGACAGGGUUCCUUUCUACCACACGUGCAUUUUUCAUCUCAAACUGCAGCUUCUUAAACUCUUUCCCCGUCCUGUUGAAUAAUCUCCCCAGGGUUGGAUGAUAGUUGUUUCCGUCGUGGGCUGUGCAGUAAUUGGGACUCUUCACCAUGACUUCCUGACGCCUGGUGCACGGUGUUCCUGCCACCUGUGUGGUCCUCCCCCGUCCUGCUGCAAUAAAAUCGGGUGACGUGUGUACAGUACCUGUGUAUUUUGAAUAGCUAUUGUGUCAUUGAAAUUGCCAGGCACAAAUUUAGUCCUGUCGUUUUGUUCACACAUUGGGGGAAAUUAGUUUAUUAAGUGUUUUGUGUAAUUGUACUUGUUUUUCCAAGCUGGAAAGUUGGACCUUUUUAAUUCUAGUUUUCAUUACCUGAAUAUCGGACUAUUUUUUCAUACGGUGUGCAUAGUAUCUCAUGACUGGAGUUUGCUUUGUUUUAUAGUAUCUGUACUCCUUGUAUUUUUCAAGCGCUAUUUUGAAAAGAGAUGAUGUAUUUCUCCAUUUAAAAAGAACACAAUAAAAGUAAAUGAGAAAGAA